CCAGGCUACGUCCAGAGUCUGAUCCGUCGGGUGGUGAACAACGUCAACAUUGUGGUCAACAACCUGAUCUUGAAGUACGUUGAGGACGACAUCGUCCUGUCUGUCAACAUCACCUCUGCUGAGAGUUACACCGUCCAUGAGUUCUGGGACCGAGCCUUCAUGGACAUCACAGCUCCUGACCUGGUGCUUCGUAAAGUGAUCAACUUCAGUGACCUUGACUGUACGGUGUGUCUGGAUAAGAGGAACAGCAGUGGUAAGAUCCAGUUCUACCAGGAUCCUCUCCUCUACAAGUGUUCCUUCAGGACCCGACUCCACUUCACCUACCAGAACAUCAACUCUAAGAUCCCUGCUGUCAUCAAGAUCCAGACGAUGGUGGAGUCCCUGAAGCUGUCCAUCACAGACCAGCAGCUGCCCAUGUUCAUCAGGAUCAUGGAGCUGGUCCUCAGCCUCUACUACGGAGAGAUAGGAGGAGGGAAGGACGGAGAGGAGGGGAGCGGACAUGGAGAGGUCAUCACUACGCCAGGUCUGGAAGGAGACCCAGAGGCCCAGGUCAUGGCAGGACAGUACCCCAGCCCAGAGCAUUACAUGCAGGGGGAGGAGGAGGACCAGGGCUGGGUGUCCUGGGCCUGGUCCUUCGUCCCAGCUAUCGUGGGAGCUGAGGAUGAGGAGGGAGAGGAAGGCUUCUACCAGCAGGGGGAGGAGGGAGGCCGGUCCAGCCCACAGCAGAACCCACCUAAAGACCCUGUUGUCUCCAUAGGCUUCUACUGCACCAAGGCCUCUGUCGCAUUCAAGUUGACAGAGAUGCAGACGGAGAGCAGUUACUACAGUCCUCAGAAGAUGAAGAGCAGGGAGGGGCUCAGUCUGGAUUUGGAGGGGAUCGCCAUGGAGGUGCUGAUGAUGGGGGAACCCUUCUUCGACUGUCAGAUCGGCAUCGUGGGCGUCCGGGCGCUCUGCCUGAAAGGCAUCAUGGGAGUGCGGGACUUUGAGGAGAACUUGAACAGACGGGAGGAGGAUGCAGUGUUCUUCAGCUGUGGAGAGAGUCUGAGCAGUAAAGGCAUGACCUACCUGACCAACUCCCUGUUCGACUACCGCUCUCCAGAGAACAACGGGGUCAGAGCAGAGUUCAUCCUGGAUUCCACCAAUCACAAGGUCAGAACUCACACAGGCCUUUAUAUCCUCAUCAACCUGUUAGUCCUCAUCUACCUGUUAGUCCUCAUCUACCUGUUAGUCCUCAUCUACCUGUUAGUCCUCAUCAACCUGUUAGUCCUCAUCAACCUGUUAGUCCUCAUCUACCUGUUAGUCCUCAUCUACCUGUUAGUCCUCAUCUACCUGUUAGUCCUCAUCAACCUGUUAGUCCUCAUCAACCUGUUAGUCCUCAUCAACCUGUUAGUCCUCAUCUACCUGUUAGUCCUCAUCAACCUGUUAGUCCUCAUCAACCUGUUAGUCCUCAUCAACCUGUUAGUCCUCAUCAACCUGUUAGUCCUCAUCAACCUGUUAGUCCUCAUCAACCUGUUAGUCCUCAUCAACCUGUUAGUCCUCAUCAACCUGUUAGUCCUCAUCAACCUGUUAGUCCUCAUCAACCUGUUAGUCCUCAUCAACCUGUUAGUCCUCAUCAACCUGUUAGUCCUCAUCAACCUGUUAGUCCUCAUCAACCUGUUAGGGCAACCUGAGACCUACACAGAGAAAUCAGGCAUGCAGCGCUUUGGGGCCUUCUACAUGGAUUACCUCUACACAGUGGAGACCAGCAGCACCACGG
Molecule: messenger RNA, 1756 nt
Organism: Oncorhynchus gorbuscha (pink salmon)
Lineage: Eukaryota; Metazoa; Chordata; Actinopteri; Salmoniformes; Salmonidae
Product: vacuolar protein sorting-associated protein 13B-like
Exons: 10
Source: RefSeq, a predicted model, not a curated record